AUGCUCAGCAGCUGUCACUGGUCAAUAUAUAUUCCAAGAAAAAACAGGACAAAUCAGAAAAUGCAAAGUUGAACACCGUACUCAGCUUUAUGAAGCUGGAUGCCAAUUUAUUCCAGACAAAACCCAAACAUCUCCAGCAUCUAUAAUGUACAUGCAAAGUCUCUCUUCAGUCAUUGAGUUCUGUGACAAGAAUAGCCAUAAUGCUAUUGCAGCAAAUAUGCAGAACAAGUUCUGCGACUACAGAAGCACAUGGGAAGUUAUUAUGAAUUCUACUGACAUCAGCCUCUCGCCUCCAAUGAAUACACCUCCUCCUGCCCCUACUGUCUCCUUCCUGCAAACACAGGACAGGGUCCUGUGUCUGGUACUUGAUGUUUCUGGAAGCAUGAUUGGGCAACGCAUUGCUCGACUGAAGCAGGCUGCAGAUCUAUUCCUCCUACAGAUUAUUGAAGCAGGGUCUUGGGUUGGAAUUGUGACAUUCAACGGUGCAGCAACAGUGCGGACUUGGUUGAAACAGAUCACUGAUGACGCCGUGCGUGAAGAUCUCAGAGCCUAUUUGCCUACCUCAGCAGGAGGAGGAACUAGCGUAUGUAGUGGAGUGCGCCAAGGAUUUAAGGUAUUUUUGAAUAAAUAUCCAAGUACAGAAGGCUGUGAAAUUGUACUUUUGACAGAUGGAGAAGAUGGAAGCAUAAGCUCUUGUUUUACUGAAGUUACAAAUAGUGGUUCUAUCAUUCAUACCAUUGCUUUGGGACCAAGUGCUGCCGAAGAUCUUGAAAAGUUGGCAGAUAUGACAGGAACUUGGAUUUAUUCACUUCUGAACACCCACUCAGCAGAUCAAGUCCUCUCAAUAACAGUCACCACCCGAGCAGCAUCUGCCUCUGUGCCUCCAGUGAUGGUGAAGUCCUACAUGAACAGAGAUACCAAUAGUUAUCCUAGCCCAAUUAUCAUUUAUGCAGAAGUCAGCCAAGGAUUUUUGCCUGUGAUUGGGGCAAAUGUCACAGUCACAGUUGAAUCAGCAUCUGGACAAACUGUCGAGCUACAGCUUCUUGAUGAUGGCUCAGGUGCCGAUAUUGUGAAAUAUGAUGGAAUCUACUCAAGGUAUUUCACAUCGUUCAAAGAAAAUGGUAGAUACAACAUUAAAGUGCAUGUCCAAGGAAAAGACAACACAGUCAGGCGGGGCCGCAGACAGAGCCAGGCCCUUUAUGUACCAGGCUAUGUAGAAAACGGUGUAAUACAAAUGAAUGCACCAAGGCCUGAAGUAAGUGAGGAUGAAAUCCAAACAAAUCUUGGAGAUUUCAGCAGAACCGCAUCAGGGGGUUCUUUUGUGAUGUCAGGGGUCCCUCCUGGAACUCCCCCUGAUGUCUUUCCACCCUGUAAAAUCAACGACCUUGAGGUAGAGAUCAAUGAUGAGGAUGAGUUUCUUUUGUCCUGGACAGCUCCUGGGAAUGAUUACGAUAUAGGAAAGGCUGAAAGGUAUGAAAUCAAAAUGAGUGACAACCCCUUGGAAUUAAGAGAUGCUACCUUUAAUAGUGCCACUUCCCUUAACAUAUCUGGUCUGACGCCUGAGGUUGCUGGGGUCAAACAAUACUUCCAGUACAAGCCUGAAAACUUCACAAAAGAAAAUGGCACCACACUCUGCUUUGCCAUCCGCGCCACUGAUAACAGCAACAACACCGGAGACGUAUCUAAUAUAGCAAGGGCUGUUCUACUCCUUGCCCCAUUACCAAUUAUACCAACAAGUCCAGCUGACACUACUCUUUCUCAUGGGGAAACCAACUACACUACUGCCUCUACUCAUGUGCAAACAACCUAUACUAAAGGUGAAAACAACAACAGUGUGCUAAAUAAUAUAACUGUAAUCGUCAUCAUAGUAUGUAUCACUGUAAUUAUUAUUUCUGCCAUUGUAAGUAUAACUAUUUGUGUUCUACAAAAGCGAAAAAGCAGACAUCCGCAGACUGGGAUGUAAUAAUAAUCACUGUGGGGAAAAAUAGCUGUCCCAAAGUCACCAGGGAGUGAGUACAUAGGCAUUUCCCCUCAUUUGGUGCUUCUUACUUUCCUGAGGCCAACCAAGUAUGAUAGCUUUGAAAGCAUCUGUCUAAAAUUGAGUUUUCCCUAACCACUUAUGAAGUAAAUACUGGAAUCCUGUUUUUACUGCAAAACCAAUGUGUAGAUGAGUGUGUUAAACUCUCAGGUAAAGGGGGUUUGCCUCUUCCCAUUCUGCCCUCCCAGGCACUUCUCUGCUUUUCCAGCUCCGGGCCUGAGUUGGAGAAAGGCUUGAGAGAAGUUACACACUGUGAAGAUUUGACUCCAUGAAUGGGGCUUACUUAGAAUUCAAUAAGUAGGCCUGACACUGGUACAUUUAAUUUGGCUUUCAGAGUUAAAUCCCACAAAGACUUUCAAAGGCCCAUCUGGGAAUGCCUCCUUGGGAAAUGCAUGUGACUUAAGCUAAAUUCUGUUCCUAUAUCUUUCCUAUAGGUGCAUAAUUUUAUACAAUU
This is a messenger RNA of Pogona vitticeps (central bearded dragon), 2492 nucleotides long. The record is from RefSeq and is a predicted model, not a curated record. NCBI's taxonomy places the organism in Eukaryota, Metazoa, Chordata, Lepidosauria, Squamata, Agamidae.